GAGAGAAAGAAGAAAAACCCACGGCUCGCCAUAAGGAGCCGGCUCGCGUAGUUCACGUCAAAGAGUCGGCUCUAAGAGCCGUUUCGUUCGCGACCGACACAUCACUAAUUCUCAGCUGUAGUGUCGAACACAUGAAUUCAGCCACUACAGGACCAACCCAGGUGUCCUUGGAAUCCUGUUGACUCGUGUCGUGUGAUGUUCGUGCGGUCAGUUUUGGAGCAGAAUCUCGUCGUCAACUCCAAUAAAACAUGAUUUUCACGGUGCUUUUGCUUUUCAUGGCAGGCUUUGUCUGUUCUGAAGAAUCACAAAUAAUCGUGAAGGCUGGAGAUACUGUGACUUUACAUGGUAAUAAAACAUGGCAUCAAACUCAGGAUUACUUUUGGCUCUAUGGGCGAUGUCCCCCAGAGACAAUUACCGUCGUCAUCAGGGGUAAAGUCACUCCUAUUAAUGGAACCAGAUUUACAGACAGGCUCAACACAGACGUGAACACGGGAUCGAUCACCAUCUCAAACCUCACCGUCCAUGACACCGGAGUAUUUUCGACUCCGUUUUUUACACCAAACGGAGCCUUGAAAGAAGCGUUUGACCUCAUUGUCCACGAUAAUACAGUUAUUGUUGUUAUUGAUGUUGAUGUUCUGGAGGGGGACGAUGUCACUCUGGACCCUAAACUAAACAUGCGACUGAGAAACCCCGAGGUCAGAUGGAUGCAGGGUGAAAGCUGUGUUGGAGAGCCCAUAGUUGUGUUUGAGAAUAAUAUGACCUCUAUUAAGAAAAGCUUUGAGAGUCUCCUGCUGCUGAACCCGUGCACUGCAGAGCUCACCUUCAUCGGCAUAACCAAAGACCUUUCUGGGAGUUACUGUGCCAGGAUAGAGGACUCUGGGUUCGUGGAAAUAACGACAAAGUUUUUCAUCACUGUCUAUGAUCCUGUUUCUGUUCCACACAUCACUGAAGCCCAGCCAGACAUUACAGCAAAGUCCAGCAUUGAAACCCAGUCAGCUGUCAGUGGGAUCUGCUCUGCAAGAUGUUGGGUAGAGAAUUCAUUCAAUGUCAUCCUGUCAUGGCACAGAGGAAGUGAGAUUAUAAUGAAUACUAGUGACCCAGAUGUCUCCAACAACCUAACCCUCACUCUGGAGAUCCAGAGAAAGAAUGAAUCCAUCUACAGCUGCAGGGCAGAAAACCCUGUCAGUAACAAGACUGCUGCCCUCAACUCCAGACUGUGGUGUUCAGCUCAUGACACAGGUGACACAGGAUGGAUUAUUGGAGUGAUUGUAGGGGUGGGAGCGUCUGUUGUAAUGGUCCUGGUGAUUGUUGCUGUUGCUCAUUGCUACAGGCAAAGAAACAGAAAUUCAGGAAAUAAUAAGUCUUCACUAGAGAUGCGAGAACAACCCACCAACAACCAAAACCUCCAGGGCAGUGAUGAACCUCUGCUCCUAAACAGCAGAGAACGAAACUAUCGAACGAGAAAUGAUGAGUGAGACGUCAUCAAAGUAACAGCUCACAGACACCCCGACGGUCCACAUUCAGGCUAAAGAUCAGUUAUAUUACAUUGUUACUGUGGUGACUUAUGCUCCAGCGUACCUUUGAGCAGACUGCUGAAUGAUAUUUUAAAACAGCCGGUGUCAUUUUAAGGUUAUGUCUAAGUGGACUAGUGUGUCCUGGUCUACAGCAGCAAACUCGUUGUAUGACGGCUGCAUUUGGUUUGUAACUAUUUUUUUGUUUUUUAGUCUACGACCAACUGCUAUGAACUAUUAGUCAAUACAGCAAACAUGAGAUUUUUCUUUUUUCACAUUAACUUUGUUAAUGAGCCUUUUGUUGAAACCACCAUCACUCCUGAGUUAUCACUGUGAAAGCUGUCCUGUCUGGCUUCCUCCUCUGAUGUUAGUUCAUUUACUUCAUAUGCAGACGUUCUCCUUCAUUUCUGGUUUAGCAGCGCAGACUUCUCCACGCGAACACUGUCACCAUCGACCCCAUGAUCCACGUCAAAGUGGAGAAAUAGGGAACCUUCAGUAAGCAGAUUUCAGGUUGCAAUCAGGACCCCAUCGAUUUACAGCCAUUUAGAUUCACACUUUGAGGUAAAACUUACAAAUGCUCACUGUCAUGAUUCAUAUUCCAGAAGGGGUCAUAAGGUUCAUCAGUGAUACUGCAUACAGAGAUCAUGGGGGAUCCAGCUUUGGGAAUUGGGGUAAAUUUAAAACAUCCCCGUGUCCGUACGACACUAAAAAGUUAUUGCAUCUCUUUAUAUGGAGUGAAGCUGUGGAACAGGCUGAGUGAUGAACUGAACCUCUGUCCCAGCAUUACUCAGUUUAGAAAGCAAACCAGGGAGGAGGCGGGGCUUUAACCAGGCGCUCUCACCCACUAUUUACACACUGUGUGUGUGUAAGUGUGUAAUGUAUAUCUGCUGAUGUGUUACUGGGGUUAUAAAACUAAAUCCAGGUAACAAGUUGCAAGGAAACAUUUCUAAAAGCAUACGACAAAAACAGGAAGUGAUGAUCACUAAACAGUCGAAAAAGGGUGAGAUUAAAUGUAAAUUAAAGCUUGCACUUCUUCCUUUUUGCAGUUUUUAAUUAAGACUAAUUUUGUCCUUGUGUUUUGUUUUGUUUUCUUUGCUGUUGUAUUAUGUUCACAUGUUCAAAUUAAAGCCACAUUACAAUUACAUACAUAACAAAUGGCGACUCUUCACACUUCAUAAUCUGAUAGUAAUUUUGCAUGUGCACUUAUUUACUUUUUAACACUCGUUAGUGAAUGAAGCCCGUUCUCUUUGUGUAUAUAAUGUGUACAAGCGUCUCUUUGUGUCAUACUAUUUUUAUUCGGCUACAUUUUUAUUGCUUUAUCUGGAUUUUGUAUUUGUAAAGUCUUUUUGGAAUAUUGUUUAAAAAUGGGUUAUUAAAGUUCUCUAUAAUAAUGUAAACAGUGACAGUUACUGUAGGACUGAGAGGCUGUACCAGGAUAAAGAGAAGUUUAGUUAGCUGCUCUUUAUAAACUAUGUUUCUGGUGCUACAUAAAUAUAAAACUGAGUAACUCACACGUUUUCUAUUCUGUACUAUUGACCCUGCCUGCUGCUGCAAACACAGAGCUGUGUUAGCUUCUCAGGUGCUUUUGAUGCCUUCAUGUCUUACAAAUUUUUAAUAAUAUUUUAGAAUUUAUGUGGUUUUUUAAUCCUUUUUUAACAUGUAUUUUUGAA
Molecule: messenger RNA, 3181 nt
Organism: Pelmatolapia mariae (spotted tilapia)
Lineage: Eukaryota; Metazoa; Chordata; Actinopteri; Cichliformes; Cichlidae
Exons: 7
Coding region: 249-1475 (408 amino acids)
Source: RefSeq, a predicted model, not a curated record